GGUGAACAUCACAAGGUGGUGAAAUAGUGCAUUAUCUCUUGUCAAGGCCAAAGUUUGCAUUCCCACCGCAAGUCUCGACGAUGGCAACAUCCGACAAAUAUGACCGCCAGCUGCGUCUAUGGGGAGCGCGAGGGCAAGAAAAGCUCAUGGCCACCAAGCUGCUUCUGUUGAAUGCCGGGCCUACGGGAUCUGAAAUCUUGAAGAAUGUCGUGUUGCCGGGAGUGGGGUCGUUCGAGAUCUGCGACGAUCACAUCGUAUCCGAGUCAGAUCUAGGCAACAACUUCUUCGUAACGGCUGCCGAUCUCAAUCGUCCGCGGGCUCAAGUUGUGACGGAAUGGAUGCUCGAAAUGAACUCGGACGUCACCGGCACGUUUCUCGUCAAGCGUCCUUCCGACGUGAUUGCGAAAGACAUCUCGUACGUGAACGGGUUCAACUUGGUCGUUGCAACGCAGCUCGUCGAGCCUUCCUUGAGCGCGUUGGCCAAGCAUUGCCAAGAACACGCCAUCCCUCUCUUGGUGCUCCAUUCGUUCGGGCUCUUUGGGUACCUCCGCCUUCAGAUCCCCAACCACACAAUCAUCGACUCGAAGCCCGACACCCCCUUCCACGACUUGCGCCUCGCCAGUCCGUUUCCCGAAUUGCAGCAAUUCGCAGCGUCGUUUGACCUGGCCAAAUUGAACGCACACGAACAAAGCCAUGUGCCGUAUGUUGUCAUUUUGAUUCAAUGCAUUCAAGAAUGGCAAGCAAGUCACCACGGCGCCUUCCCCAAGAACUUUGGGGAAAAAGACGCGUUUAAACAGUGCAUCCGAUCCAAAUGUCAUGGGUCGUUUGGCCAACAAGUGAACUUUCAAGAAGCCUUUGACAAUGCGUUUAAAGCGUACAGCCUUCCCAAUGAUGCGAUUCCAGACGAAGUGACCAGCGUGCUCCAGUAUGCGUCGUCGUUAGCUGUGACGCCAACCACUCCGUCGUUUUGGGUUUUGGCGCGAGCAGUAGCUGAGUUUGUGACAUCUCACGACAGUUUGCCGCUGAGUGGCCACGUGCCUGACAUGACUGCGUUCACACACACUUACAUUGCGCUCCAGCAGAUUUAUGUCCGCCAGGCGGCGGCCGACUGCGACGAAGUCUUGGCCACGGUAGAAAUGUUGCUCACGACCGCUGGAGGAGACCCCAAGAGAAUUGCACGGGACGAAGUGCUCGAGUUUUGCAAACAUGCGGCCAGCAUCCGAGUGGUGCAAACCAAACCGCUGGCCGACGAAUAUAAACAAGUGGAUUUGCAACAGGUGGAUUUUGAAGACGAAAACGCGACGCAAUCGCCCCUCAUUUGGUACUUUAUGAUCCGCGCCAUCCAAUCGUUUGUCGAAGAGUUUGGAAAGUACCCUGGCGUGGAUUCGAAUACACCGGCGGAAGCCCAAUGGCUGGUGGACAAGGCCCGUCACAUUGCCACGUCAUCGGCGACCUCUGCUGACACUUUCCCAAUUGAAUGGAUUACACUGGACCACGGAAUUGAAGCUUGCCGAAACAGCGAAGUCGAAGUGCACAACAUUUCUGCGAUACUGGGCGGGGUGGCGGCCCAAGAAGCGGUCAAGGUGAUCACCCACCAAUUCCUGCCCAUGAACAACACGUACAUUUUCAAUGGCAUCACCGGAUGUGCGGCCACGUAUAUGCUUUAAACAACCGACUUUACUUUGUCUUCAUA
Messenger RNA from Aphanomyces astaci, 1693 nucleotides. RefSeq lists its product as hypothetical. Gene Ontology annotation, biological process: protein neddylation. Gene Ontology annotation, molecular function: NEDD8 activating enzyme activity. The transcript is spliced from 12 exons. The coding region runs from base 81 to 1667 and encodes 528 amino acids. Gene Ontology annotation, cellular component: cytoplasm. The record is from RefSeq and is a predicted model, not a curated record. Lineage: Eukaryota; Oomycota; Saprolegniomycetes; Saprolegniales; Verrucalvaceae.